UAGCCAUUUGCCCUCUCUCAUCUCCUGCACCGUUUGUAAAUAGAGCGGAGAGAUCCCAGCUCUGUAAACUCGGCUGCUGCAUUUGCUUCCAAUUACAAAGUAGCGUUCUGUUGCUUUCAAUUGAUGGAUGGCCUUACUGCAACAAACGGCAUAUGUACAUCACAUUCCAAAGACCUUCGGGAGAUCAACACUUUAGAGCAUCGGCUUUAUUUUACGCAGUGAGGAAUUUUGCAUGUCUUAUAACUGAUUAGUUGUAACCUGUACCGUAUUUGGCUGUUCAGGUUUGUAGCAACUAAAGAAAACGCUCUUAUUCAAUAGCUGUAAUUAGGAAAUAACAAGACACACAACCACAACCAAACCGGACUGUGCAAUGAUGACGGUGGGGCUUUUUUUAUAUUAGUGAAAAUAUCUUGGCGGUUGCAGUACACGGUUGGAUUACUAUACUUUUUGUUUUGCCUUGAAAUGGGAGCAUUAACAAGCAGGCAGAAUGCUGGAGUCGAGGAGCUCGACAUUCCUUCUAAUUCGGUCUACAGAUAUCCUCCAAAAUCCGGCAGCUACUUCGCCAGCCACUUCAUCAUGGGCGGGGAGAAGUUUGACUCCACCAAUCCGGAAGGCUACCUCUUUGGAGAGAACACAGACCUCAACUUCCUGGGACACAGGCCUGUAGCAUUCCCGUACGCUGCCCCACCCCCUCAAGAACCAGUGAAGACACUCCGCAGCCUGAUCAACAUUCGUAAAGACACGCUGCGCCUCGUCAGGUGCAGUGAGGAUGUGAAGGCUCCCCGGGAGGAGGUGGGGAAGGGGCGGCUCUGCUACAACGUGGAGUUCACCUUCGAUGCUGAUGCACAGGUGGCCAUUACCAUCUACUACCAGGCCAUCGAAGAGCUCCAGAACGGAGUCCCAACGUACAUCCCUCAGGACAAUGCCGUUCAGUCAGAGACGGUGCACUUCAAACGAGGCGUGUGUCAGCAGUUCUGUCUGCCCUCUCACACUCUGAACCUGUCGGAGUGGAGCGAGGAGGAGCUGAUGUUCGACAUGGACAAGGAUGUGUACCCCAUGGUAGUGCAGGCCGUGGUGGAUGAGGGUGAAGAGCACGUAGGUCAUUCCCAUGUGUUGCUGGCCACGUUUGAGAAGCACAUGGACGGGAGCUUCUGUGUGAAGCCAUUGAAACAGAAGCAAGCGGUGGAUGGAGUCAGCUACCUCCUUCAAGAGAUCUACGGCAUUGAGAACAAGUACAACACUCAGGAAUCCAAGGUGGCGGACGAUGAGAUCAGUGAUAACAGUGCCGAGUGUGUAGUGUGCCUGUCGGACGUGCGGGACACACUCAUCCUGCCCUGCCGACACCUCUGCCUCUGCAACACCUGCGCGGACACUCUGCGCUACCAGGCAAACUGCUGCCCCAUCUGCCGACUGCCAUUCCGUGCCCUGCUGCAGAUCCGUGCCAUGCGGAAGAAGACGAGCCCACUGUCUCCAUCGGGGUUUAACCCCAUCAUCGCCUCGCACAACUCCGACUCGGAGGAGCACUCGGCCUCAGAGCACAUCCCUCCUGGGUACGAGGCAGUGUCCUUGCUGGAGGCUCUGAAUGGCCCCCUGUCCCCCUCUCUCUCCGCCCCUCCUCUGCACAGCCUGGCGGACGGGCACGUCUCAGGGGCCCUGCCCUCCUACACUAGCGAGGGCCACGGCCUGCCAGCCCAUUCCCUCUCCCCCCAUGACAGCCAGGACCUCAAGAUGAAGAAGGGCAACAGGUCCAUAUCCCAGAAUUCCUCAGUCCCGCCUGAAGAUGACGACGAGAAGUCCUGCAGUGAAUCAGAGAUGAGGGCAUGUCGCAGGAAGAUCCUAGAUGACCAACCAGAGGAUUGUGGAGUCACUCCUGAGAGUGAGAACCUCACCCUGUCCUCCUCGGGAGCCAUCGACCAAUCCUGUUGCACUGGCACCCCUCUCUCCUCCACCAUCACCUCCCCGGAAGAGCCUGUGAGCAGCAGCCUGGCUCAGUCCGUGAUGUCCAUGGCCUCCUCUCGGAGCCGGCAGUCUCAGCUCAGCACCGACACCAUCUCCUCCAUGUCAGGAUCCUACAUGGCUGGGGGGGCUGAUGGGGAGGGGGAACCCCCUGACACCCCCGUGGAGAGCCAGGGCCCCUCGCAGGAGGGAACGGAAACUCCUUUGGAGACUCAGGAAACCAACUUCAUAGCAAUCGAUGCUGAGGAACAGGACUCUGAGGGAAAUGAUGUCACUGAAGAGGAGUGUCCAUCGCCCACUCAGGAGGAGGAGCCCGGGUCCUGGGAGGAAUACAGGUCUGGAGAAGGGUGCCUGCAGGCUUGCAUCUCCGCGAACAAUAUCGACCUGGAGGAGGAGAGGGAGGGCCACCCACAGCCCCGACACUGCGGACCCCUGGCUGUCUGACACCAGCACCUAGAAACCCACCCGCUUCGCUGCACUCGCAAGAUCCCAAGAUAUCACACCUUUCUAAAUGCUGCUGACCCAUGCAGGGUGGAACUUUCAGUUGUCCAGGCCUGGAAACUCCUGUUCAAGUCUUUGCUGUAAUAUUGGAUAUCUGGGUCUAAAAUUUGGAGUGGGUUUGGACAUUGUCUUUGUUGUCUUCUUUUUCCGCAACAUGCUUUCCCCCCCUUUUUCUUUUUUUCCUCUACCCUUAUAAAAACAAUCCUGGCUGAUAUUCAAGACAUCUACAGCUGUGUUUGUGGGGCUGCUCCCUGGAACCACUGUUUUGAUGCAAGAUAAAUGCUAAAGGAUUGAAAACCAGGGAUGCUAGGUAGGGCGACCAUAUGCCUCCAGUUUCACUUUAUGCUUUCAAACUCACAUUGCCAUGCAUUCUGGCAAGUGCUUCCCUUAAAGAAUAGAGAGGUACAGGAUACCAGAAUGCAUCGAGAUGGAGGUUAAAAAAACCUGAGUUGUCCCAAACUGUCCUGGUGAACAUGGAGCCCCAUCUGGUUACCAUUUUGCCAGGUUUCCUUUUAAAAUUUCUGAUAAAAACUAAAAAAUCAAUUUGAAAUCUGCAGUUAACUGGAUAUCUAAAAAAUUAAAUAGUGAAAACGCAAUUUCUGGCUCAUUCUGUAGCGUUUAAUAAUACGCAGAGGCCUAGACUGAAAGCUUUUUUUUUUCCUCUUCAGUUGCAUCGUUUAUUCUGAACUAAAAAAAAAAAAAACAGUUGUUUUAGAAUUGCAAUUUAUUGUUUUGUUUUUCACAAAAGAAAAUAGUUUUAAUAAUAAAAAGCAAAAGGCUUUGAGAAUUUGCUUACAGUUUUCUUUCAGACUUCAAGCUAGUUUUGAAAGCAGCUGACAGACUAGCAGUUUGCCCUGCUUAGCGGAUUCUGAGCAUCCCUGGGAACGUUUUUCAAAUCCUGCACCAGGAUUAUUAUCACUGCCAAGUUUGGUGUGCUCUACCCUAGUUUUAUAACCUUGAUGAAGAGUAUUGGCUCCUUUCCUUUUUUUUAAUACCCCUUUUUCUGAUGUUUUCAGUUCUUCUGAGGGGUUCUUAUUACAAUUGCACACAUACUGUAAGGUGCUUUCACUUGAGCUCAGGAGCUGCUCUUCAGUUCUAGUUGUCAUAGAUGCAUGUAAUAUUGGCUGGAUUAAAUGUCUAUAGAAGAGCUAUCACCAUUUCAUGAUGUGUAACCUUUAAACUCUGGCAAUGUGCUGUUUUGCACUGGUUACUAAUAUAAACACUUUGGCUUAAAAACGAAGAAACAUUUAUUGGAAACAUCAUAAAAAGGUAAGGGAACAGUAAAAAAAAAAAAAAAAAAAAAGUGAUUUAAGUUAUUGCCUCCAAGUACUCCUUUAAUGGACUGCCUAUGUUGAAGUAGUGACCAUGUGGUUAGCAGCAGUGUAUCCAACAGGCUUAAGCAGUGUUUAUAAAGUUAAUGGAUUCAACAAUGUAAAGGCACAGGACUGCAAUGCAAGUCUUGAUCUCAUUGCCUCAACACAGCAAUGUGACCUGGCAGUGCUGCUUGUCUUUCAACAGACAGCCUACGGAGCCCAUUCAUCUCUCUGGAUAGUAGUCCACCCGACACACCACUCUCUCGUAACCCUUUAAGCUCUGUGUAGACCAUACAAGACUGUCGGUACUGUGGGAGGUGUUUCCAGUAGAACACAUUGAGUGUUACACUUGUCUUUGCUGCAAUCCUGCCGACUUCAGUUACUUUGUAAAGUGUCCAGCGCCCUGAAAUCCCGUUUUCACACAUACUAUAACUUACUCCUUAUUGCAGUCCUUCCACACUACCCGGUGCUUUUUCUGGUUCUACUUUCUGUCUGUUAAAUUUUGUUUUUUAAAUCAGUAGUGAGUUGGUUCAGCUUCACUUUGCUAAAGCAAUAAGUCUCCUAUGAUAUUUAAGUGUAUGUGCUUACCUGUCUAAUGACAGUGCCUCCAACCAAGACUGAGAACACAAAUAUUUAUCACCCAAUUUUCUAUAGUCAUGCAUGUGGGAUUACCAGAAUUGCUGAUCAAUCAGAAGCCUGUCACAGAGAUUAUGCAUGAUGAAACCUUAUAGGAAUUCCAUACUCUAUAGUCUCAGUCACUUGAGUAAAGCAACUCCACAAUUGAAAUAGUAUAUCAGAAAGUUGCAUGUUGUGUUUUUUUUUUUUUUAUGCAUUCACAUUUUGAAGCUGGAAAAGGCUCUGUAUGCAAGGAGGAGAAGGUAUGACCAUACGGUUAGAGCUCGUGGUUGGAGUUUUGGACUCUAGUUGGUCUUAAUUGUGACAGCUACAUUCUUUAACACAGUCAGAAAGCAGUUAGAGUAGCCCCUUGUUGCACCUACACCUUUCAUCCAGCUGGUGUUCCAUUUAAAGUGAGGCAACUACUUCCUGUAAAAAGCAUAUAUAGGAAUGGGCAAAAGAUGGUGUCCUUCUUUACUCCAUUUUAGAAGGAAUAAUAAACAGGGAUUUCAAAUCUAUUUUUCUUUUUCUAUUUGAGUAUGCAAUCAUUCUGUUAUUUGCUUGUAUUUUUUUUUUGUAUGAAUCAAAUAAUAUCCUUCCUGGAACAUAAUCUGUUCUGUGCUGCCAGUCCAUGUUCAUGGUGCAAAAAAAUGUUAAGAAUGAGCCAGACAAUAAAUUUUAUCCAGGAGCUAGGAUUGAAGAUCUGAAUCAUGGACUCAUUUUAGAAUUGUCACAUAAACGUGAAAGAAACGUGUUUUUUGUUUUUUUUAAACAUUGGUUAUUAGUCUUUAAAUAUUAGAUUUCUGGGUCCUACUCAUAAAACUAUGGACUGUUUGAGGAAUGUUCUGCCAAGGACUGUUUUUAAGGUCUAUUUUUUCAACUGUUAGAGUUAAUUCUCAUUUUUUGUUUAACCUAAAAUCUCUUAAACAUUCCUUAAAACAGCAUUUAAAGGUUUACAAAUUGAGCCAUCUGUGUAAGCCAGCAAGAAACUGUGCUGGUUCCAUAUACCAGCUAGGAGAGUGUUCAGUAAGAAACCAGCUGGGAUUCAGCAAUACAGCCUCCUAGCUCCUGGUCUUGAACUCUAACCACUAGGCUCCAAAGUAUAAUUCCAGUAAAAACUUUUCCAUUUUGUGGCCAAACAGUUCAUCUCUGAUCUAAAGAUGUAGCAAAUCUGCUUGAGUUAUAAUAAUUUAAAACAGUUUAUCUGUCUCCUCUGAGCAAUGAAAUGCUGGUGUUUCACCCCGUCUGUCUAAGAGCUUCUCAUACCUGGUGGCAUUACUCUUCUCAUUAGCUACCUGCCGUGAUUAUCUGCAAAACCAUUAGGUAAGAUACAUCUGUGGGCAUUGGUGAUCUGUGUGUGUGGCAUCAAUGUUUUAAUCUUUAUUGUUUGGUAAUAUAAACAUAUGAAACUAUAAACAAACAAACAAAAAAAAAAGGUUGAUGCACUACUAGUUAGUCUCACAAAAACACAGGGUGCAUGUGUGAGGUCUUUAAUAAAGUAGGGAGCACCGUAGUAUAGCUGAGACCCGGUCCUGUCAAUACCUCUGUAAUGUUCUUGUGUACAUUUGCACUAAGUUGUAUCUCUUUUAAGGACAACUUUUAUGGAAUUCCGGUAUAUGAAAUCAAUAAAUACAAACUUUUUAAAACUCA
Polyodon spathula (Mississippi paddlefish) is the source of this 6035-nucleotide messenger RNA. RefSeq names its product E3 ubiquitin ligase RNF157-like. Gene Ontology annotation, molecular function: ubiquitin protein ligase activity. Lineage: Eukaryota; Metazoa; Chordata; Actinopteri; Acipenseriformes; Polyodontidae. The record is from RefSeq and is a predicted model, not a curated record. The transcript has 18 exons. Gene Ontology annotation, cellular component: cytoplasm. Bases 463 to 2400 code for a protein of 645 amino acids. Gene Ontology annotation, biological process: protein ubiquitination.